This is a messenger RNA of Ochotona curzoniae (black-lipped pika), 2655 nucleotides long. RefSeq names its product molybdenum cofactor sulfurase (gene MOCOS). Gene Ontology annotation, biological process: Mo-molybdopterin cofactor biosynthetic process. Bases 1 to 2610 code for a protein of 869 amino acids. The record is from RefSeq and is a predicted model, not a curated record. Gene Ontology annotation, molecular function: molybdenum cofactor sulfurtransferase activity; pyridoxal phosphate binding; molybdenum ion binding. The transcript is spliced from 15 exons. Lineage: Eukaryota; Metazoa; Chordata; Mammalia; Lagomorpha; Ochotonidae.
AUGGCCGGCAGGGCAGCAGAACCCGGGGCCAGAGUGCGGGCCUUAGCCCCGGACACCCCAGAGCUUGUCCACAACUACGGCUCGCUUAGCCUGCACGAGCUGAGGGCGCGCGAGUUCCGCCGUCUGGCAGGAACUGUCUACCUCGACCAUGCGGGAGCCACGUUGUUUCCCCAGAGCCAGCUCACAAACUUCACUGAGGACCUCAUGAACAACGUUUAUGGUAACCCGCACAGUCAGAACAUCAGCAGCAAGCUCACCCAUGACACCGUGGAGCAGGUGCGCUACAGGAUCCUGGCUCACUUCCACACCAGCCCGGAGGACUACAGCGUGAUUUUCACUGCCGGCUGCACGGCCGCACUCAAGCUGGUGGCAGAGACAUUUCCGUGGGAGUCCCAGGGCCCAGCGAGUGGUGGCAGUCACUUCUGCUACCUCACCGACAGUCACACAUCUGUGGUGGGCAUGAGAAAGGCAAUCACAGCCGUGAACGUCACGUCUACCCCUGUCACACCCGAGGACUUGAGGGAGAGCUCUGCUGCAGUCAGUGACCCGGACUGCCAGCUCCCACACCUCUUCUGCUACCCGGCCCAGAGUAACUUUUCUGGAACUAGAUACCCUCUGUGUUGGAUAACAGAGGUCCAGGCUGGGCAGCGGUGCCCUGUGAACACUCCUGGGAAGUGGUUUGUGCUGCUGGACGCCGCCUGCUAUGUGAGUACUUCGUCUCUGGACCUGUCGGCGCAUCCGGCUGACUUUGUUCCCAUCUCCUUCUACAAGAUCUUUGGGUUCCCUACUGGCCUGGGCGCUCUGCUGGUCAGUAAACGUGUGGCUCCCUUGCUGCGGAAAACCUACUUUGGAGGAGGCACCGCGGCUGCCUACCUGGUUGGUGAGGACUUCUACAUCCCAAGGCAUUCGGUGGCAGAAAGAUUUGAAGAUGGCACCAUCUCGUUUCUCGAUGUGAUUGCGGUAAAACAUGGAUUUGAUGCCCUAGAGCGCCUCACAGGUGGCAUGGAGAAUAUAAAGCAACACACCUUCUCGCUGGCGCGGUAUACCUACACUGCCCUGUCCUCGCUCCGGUACCCCAACGGAGCCCCCGUGGUGCGGCUCUACACUGACACGGAGUUCAGCAGCCCUGAGGUUCAGGGCCCAAUCAUCAACUUCAAUGUGCUGGACGACCGUGGGAAUGUCGUCGGCUAUUCCCAGGUCGACAAAAUGGCAUGUCUUCAUAACAUCCACCUGCGAACUGGCUGCUUCUGUAACACAGGGGCCUGCCAGAGGCACCUGCAGAUAAGCAACAACAUGGUCAAGAAGCAUCAUCAGGCUGGCCAUGUCUGCGGGGAUGACGUGGACCUCAUCGAUGGGCAGCCGACAGGCUCCGUGAGGAUCUCGUUUGGUUACAUGUCCACGCUGGAGGAUGCCCAGGCCUUGCUCAGCUUCAUCACGGCCACCUGGCUGCACUCAUCCAAGGGCCACCCUGCCCGUGUGGCCGCACCACUAGGGGUGCAGGAUGUGGCGAUGGUCCAGGAGGGAUGUGACCUUUCUCCUCAGGAAGGCUCCCUCCCCGACUCCCGGCUUCCGAUGGACCCGGCCACCCCUGUGAGCGUCCUGGGCCCAUCCUCGGCUGAGGCCGGGCCGGCCCUGCAGACGCCUUCAGAAGGAGCGGCGGGAGUGCCUGAUGGGGGCUUGGGGACACAUGUUGUCACCAACAUUUACCUCUACCCCAUUAAAUCCUGUGCUGCGUUUGAGGUGACCAGCUGGCCUAUAGGAAAGCAAGGGUUGCUGUACGACCGGAGCUGGAUGGUUGUGAACCACAAUGGCAUUUGUCUCAGUCAGAAGCAGGAGCCCCGGCUCUGCCUGAUCCAGCCCUGCAUUGACCUGAAGCAAAGGAUCAUGGUCAUCAAGGCCAAAGGGAUGGAACCUAUCGAGGUGCCCCUGGAGGAGAACAGUGAACAGGGUCGGAUUUGCCAGAGCAAGGUCUGUGCUGACAGGGUAAACACUUAUGAUUGUGGAGAAAAAAUUUCAAACUGGUUAUCCAAGUUUUUUGGCCGUCCAUGUCACUUGAUCAAACAGAGUUCAAGCUUCCAGCGAAAUGCCAAAGUGAAACAUGGAAAAGAUCAAUUUCCUGCUACGACAGCCACCCUUUCUCUGGUGAAUGAGGCACAGUACCUGCUGGUGAAUCAGUCGAGUGUUUGGGAACUUCAGCAACAACUAAGUACCAGUGAUGAGAAUGGAAAGGAGGAGUUAUUCCCAAUGAAAGACCUCAUUUCGCGUUUCCGGGCCAAUAUUAUUACCAAUGGAACAAAGCCUUUUGAAGAAGAGAAGUGGGAUGGCAUUUCGGUUGGUUCCUUGCAUUUUCAGGUUUUGGGACCUUGUCAUAGGUGCCAGAUGAUUUGCAUCGACCAGAAAACUGGGCAAAGGAACCAAGAUGUGUUUCAAAAACUUUCUGAGACUCGCAAGAGAAAGGUGAACUUUGGCGUGUACCUGAUGCAUACGUCCGUGGAUUUAUCUUCUCCGUGUUUCCUGUCUGUGGGAUCUAAGGUGUUCCCGGUAUUGAAAGAGAAUGUGGAACAUGCUGAUUUACCGGCUUCUGAGAAACACCAGGAUAUUCUCUCCUGAUCACACCCUGCCCCAGCACACAUAAAAGUUUCUCUGUUACCGCGA